ACGCCCCGCGUCCCCGUCUGCCCUCACUCCCGGGCUCGGCGGUCUCAUUUACAGCGUUUGACGCGUGACCCCAGCGCGCUUGCGACUCGGGCCGGGGACAGGCGCGGAGGGCACCCAGCGGUCCCAUGUGCUUCCUCCCUCUCGCGGCCGCCGCAGUCGCCGCGCCCCGAAUCCCGCUCCGACUCCUCGGCAGAGGGCUCGCCGCCGCCAUGUCUACCAGCGAGCCACUCAAAUCCGUGGACUACGAGGUGUUCGGGAGAGUACAGGGUGUUUGCUUCAGAAUGUACACAGAAGGUGAAGCUAAGAAAAUAGGAGUGGUUGGCUGGGUGAAGAAUACCAGCAAAGGCACCGUGACAGGCCAAGUACAAGGUCCUGAAGACAAGGUCAAUUCCAUGAAGUCCUGGCUGAGCAAAAUUGGGAGUCCUAGUUCUCGCAUUGACCGCACAGAAUUUUCUAAUGAGAAAGCCAUCUCUAAACUUGAAUACUCUAAUUUUAGUAUUCGCUACUAAUGGAAGAGAAAUAAAAUUGUAAUGCUUACUUUGCACAAGAUACCAUAUAUUCUUAAGUCCAUAUUCUAGAACAAUAGUACCAGAGUCAGAUAUAAAAACAGGAACUUUCUGUUCUGAAAGCUGUAGAACUGUAGGUAACUAAAAAUGUCUGACGCUGAAAUAAUUUUGCUCAAGAAUGUUUUUAGCUUUCAAAAAUAUAAUAUUCUAGUUAUAAAAUACUUAAUAUGAACACUCAAUUCAAGCUUGUCUCAUGGAAUUUUUAAUUUCAGUGAACAUUAGCAUACAUGUUAUUUAGCUAGACUUAAGAGUUAACCAUCUAAAAUUAUUUUUAGGUAUUAUUGCCUGAGAAAAUUCCAAUGCCUUCUAAAUAUAAUUUAUUAAAGCUGAGCAAUCUGUUAUUGGAGCCUUUAAAAGAACCACUGGUUAAAAUAAAUGUAUGUGAUGAUCAAUAUAAGAUCUAUCAAUAAAGAAUUAAUUUUUAAAAUUCUGAUUAAACAUAAACAUGUUUCAGUACUUAA
This is a messenger RNA of Urocitellus parryii (Arctic ground squirrel), 1027 nucleotides long. RefSeq names its product acylphosphatase 2 (gene Acyp2). The record is from RefSeq and is a predicted model, not a curated record. Gene Ontology annotation, molecular function: acylphosphatase activity. NCBI's taxonomy places the organism in Eukaryota, Metazoa, Chordata, Mammalia, Rodentia, Sciuridae.